AAAGGCACUUGAAGAAGAUAAAGAAACGCCUUUUAAUUUUUUUUUUUUGUUUUUUUUUUCCAGAUGAAAAGACAAUACGAGCACGAACAAGAACAGCCUCAUAAAGCACAAAGACGUCAAUACGAUUCCAACCCGAAUAGUGUUGCUCAACAUUACAACGAUCGUCCUGAUGUUGGUGCUGUAAAACGAAAAGAAUCGCGUAUCAUUCGACUUCGAAGUUUCAAUAACUGGGUCAAAAGUGUCUUGAUCCAUCGCUAUGUUCGACCCAAAACAAAUGUGUUUGACAUAGGAUGUGGAAAAGGUGGUGAUUUGAUCAAAUGGGCUAAAGCAAGGAUUCAUCAUCUUGUAGCAGCAGAUAUUGCUGAUGUGUCCCUGCAACAAAUGCAAGAACGAUACAAGUCAUUAAGAGACCGUACAUUUACAGCAGAAUUCUAUCCUAUGGAUUGUUACCAAGAACUCAUUGCUCCUAAAUUAAGACCUGAUAUGCGAUUUGAUACAGUCUCUAUGCAGUUUUGUCUUCAUUAUGCGUUUGAAAACAAACAGAAAGCACGUACCAUGCUUCAGAAUGUAUCUGAGCGCUUACGUUCCGGCGGUUAUUUUAUUGGCACGAUGCCUGAUGCCAAUUGGAUUGUGAAGCGUGUACGUCAAGAACCCAAAGGAUCGUUUGGAUUUGGUAAUUCAAUUUACAGCAUUACAUUUGAAGAUAUACAAGAUGUCAAUGAUGACCGUAAAAAAAUUGGUUUUAAGCCUUUUGGCUGCAAGUACAUGUUUCAUUUAGUAGAUGCUGUAGAUUGCCCUGAAUAUCUUGUCCAUUGGAAAACAUUUGAGAGUCUUGCCAAAGAAUAUGGGUUGCGCUUGAUAAUCAAAGAAAACUUUCAUCAAUUCUAUACCUCUGCUUCACAAGAAGAGGGAUUCUCGAGGUUAUUACAACGUAUUGGUGUUGUGGGCGGUCAUACGCCUGAAAUGACAGAAGAGGAGUGGGAGGCAGCGGGCAUUUACCUCGCGUUUGCAUUUGAAAAACAGUAA
Gilbertella persicaria is the source of this 1026-nucleotide messenger RNA. RefSeq names its product guanine-N(7)-methyltransferase domain-containing protein. The record is from RefSeq and is a predicted model, not a curated record. Gene Ontology annotation, biological process: 7-methylguanosine mRNA capping. NCBI's taxonomy places the organism in Eukaryota, Fungi, Mucoromycota, Mucoromycetes, Mucorales, Choanephoraceae. The transcript is spliced from 4 exons. Bases 64 to 1026 code for a protein of 320 amino acids. Gene Ontology annotation, molecular function: mRNA 5'-cap (guanine-N7-)-methyltransferase activity. Gene Ontology annotation, cellular component: nucleus.